Molecule: messenger RNA, 3510 nt
Organism: Acinonyx jubatus (cheetah)
Lineage: Eukaryota; Metazoa; Chordata; Mammalia; Carnivora; Felidae
Gene: CCND3
Product: cyclin D3
Exons: 5
Coding region: 1593-2471 (292 amino acids)
Biological process (GO): mitotic cell cycle phase transition; regulation of cyclin-dependent protein serine/threonine kinase activity; positive regulation of G1/S transition of mitotic cell cycle
Cellular component (GO): nucleus; cytoplasm; cyclin-dependent protein kinase holoenzyme complex
Molecular function (GO): cyclin-dependent protein serine/threonine kinase regulator activity
Source: RefSeq, a predicted model, not a curated record
AAAAUUUUUAAAAAUUAAGAAAAAAUACAUAGAAUAUUUAAUGACAUGGAGAAGUCCUAACAGUAUUUUUUUUAGUGGGGUGAAAAGCCAGCUUACAAAACAGCUUGCAGUGAUCUUAUUCCUAAAAAUAUGUGUUCAUUCACAGAACAAUUGUAGAAAAAAUAAACAUUGACAUUUUGAGGGGUCUUCUCUGGAGAAAUUGUAGGUAGCUGUUACUUCCUUUUUUGUGUGUCUUAUCCAUAUUGUCGAAGUUUUCUAGAAUGUAAACGAACAUUUCCAUGAUAUGAAAAUGACGGUAAAAUGUAUUCUAUAAAACGGAACAACUCACUGAGAGAAUGUUUAGCGUAGAACUUGCUGUAACAGUGUCCUGUCUCUUAACAAGUCACUUCUGUGGCUCCUUCCUCGGGAGGGCCCCAGGAGAGGCAGGGAUCCCCAAGGCCUCCUCCCAUUUGAAGCCUUACUGGAGGCCUGUGGUCUGCCUCUUGGUCAUGUAGAAUCCAGCUUUGGGGAAACUGCAAAGUAACCCAAAGUUUGGGAAGUAGGUUUAUAGAGUCUGAGCUAGAAACUCCUUCUCAGAGGAUCUAGUUUCUCCGCCCACGUUUUCCUCAAACAGAAACUAAGGCCGACUUCGGGGCUUGUCCAAGGCCACACAGCCAACUGAAUGACAAGGUGAGGCCUUGAAUCCUUGGCCUUUCCGCCCGGUUGUAUUUGUGUAAUAUGCAGAUUUAGACCGGCCCUUCUCAUACUUUAAUGUGCACGGGGAUCAGCAGGGAUCUUGUUGAAAUGCAGAUUUUGAUCCGGCUCGUCUCGGUGGGCCACUUCUAACCAGCUCUCGGGGAGUGCCGUUUUUGUUGGUCUGGGGAUCGCAGUUUAAGUAGCAGUGGUGUAGAGCACAGAUUCUGGAGCCAGACUUCAGCUUCCAGGUCCUGGCUCUGCCACGGGCUAACUAUGAUUGUUACCCGCGCUGUGCUUCAGUUUCAUCAUCUGCGAAAUCAGUUUAACACCUGAGAGUUUUCGUGAGGAGUUAAUAAGUUGCUACACGUUAAGUGCUUAGGUCGUUGUGCACUACGAAGUGCCCAGUCGAUUAUCAUUCAUAUUGCCCAGAGCAAUCAGCGGGUGAAGUAGGGUUUGUCGAAUGAAUGAAUAACCUUUGGAAAAAAGUUCUUUCCCGGGAGGCUAGCGUCUGAGAAGCAAAAGGGGAGGGCUCGUCGGAGGGGAAGAGGCCCACCUCCAAGGAGCUUCUCUCCCGCGGGUGGUCAGAAGGGCCGGGAGCGCCCGGAAGCCGGCCGGCCCGCGCCCCGCGGACCAAUGCGGCCGCCCGGGGGGAGGGGGCGGCCAGCCAGCCCUUUCCGUCUGGGGCUCCGGCGGCCCCGCCCCUUGCGCGUUGAGACGCUCGCAUUCCACGGUUGCUACAUCGUCGCGAGGGGCGGGGCGCCUGUCAGGGAAGCGGCGCGCGCGCCGGCGCGGGCGGGCUGGGGCUCGGCCGCGCAGUGCCAGCGCCAGCGCCAGACCCGCGCCCCGCGCAGUCCCGACCGCCGCCUGCGUUCUGGCUCGCGAGCCCCAGCUCCCGCCCGCCCGUGCGCUGCCCGAGUAUGGAGCUGCUGUGCUGCGAGGGCACCCGGCACGCGCCCCGGGCCGGGCCGGACCCGCGACUGCUGGGGGACCAGCGUGUCCUGCAGAGCUUGCUCCGCCUGGAGGAGCGCUACGUGCCCCGCGCCUCCUACUUCCAGUGUGUGCAGAGGGAGAUCAAGCCGCACAUGCGGAAGAUGCUGGCGUACUGGAUGCUGGAGGUUUGUGAGGAGCAGCGCUGUGAGGAGGAAGUCUUCCCCCUGGCCAUGAACUACCUGGAUCGCUACCUGUCCUGCGUCCCCACCCGAAAGGCGCAGUUGCAGCUCCUGGGUGCGGUCUGCAUGCUGCUGGCCUCCAAGCUGCGCGAGACUACGCCCCUGACCAUCGAAAAACUGUGCAUCUACACCGACCACUCUGUCUCUCCCCGCCAGCUGCGGGACUGGGAGGUGCUGGUCCUGGGGAAGCUCAAGUGGGACCUAGCUGCUGUGAUUGCCCAUGAUUUCCUGGCCCUCAUUCUGCACCGGCUCUCUCUGCCCCGUGACCGGCAGGCCUUGGUCAAGAAACAUGCCCAGACCUUUUUGGCCCUUUGUGCUACAGAUUACACCUUUGCCAUGUACCCACCGUCCAUGAUCGCCACGGGCAGCAUUGGGGCUGCAGUGCAAGGCCUGGGCGCGUGCUCCACGACUGGGGACGAGCUCACAGAGCUGCUGGCAGGGAUCACAGGCACAGAGGUGGACUGCCUGCGGGCCUGUCAGGAGCAGAUUGAAGCUGCGCUCAGGGAGAGCCUCAGAGAAGCCGCCCAGACCUCGCCCAGCCCGGCGCCCAAAGCCCCCAGGGGCUCCAGUAGCCAGGGGCCCAGCCAGACCAGCACUCCCACAGAUGUCACAGCCAUUCACCUGUAGCCCCGGAGAGGCCCCCUCCAGUGGCCACUGGCAGCAGAGGAGGGGACACCGCCACCCCCCCUCCCUGCAGGAACGAACCACGCCACGCCACGCCACGCCACAUCGGAAGCCUGAGGGGGCCCCCUCCUGUUCGCCCCUCGCCAAGAUGAAGGGGGCAGGCCCUACCUAUCCCUGCAGUGUGCACUAAGGGGCCUGGCCAGCCGUGUUUGGGUGGCCCGCCAGGCUCCUCCUUUUCCCUGCAUCUGACCGGCUCUGCUCUUUCCCUGAUCCUAGCUGGCGGUGGGCCAGGCUGGUCGGAAAUGAAAUUGAAGUAGGUAAAAUACAUGCACCAGCGUUCCUUUUUGAGGCCCCCUUAUUUCUGGGGCUCUCGUGUUCUCAAAUGCCAAAAUGCCCCCAGUGCCUUGUAAAGGUGUUGCACCUUCCAGAGUUCGUGUAUUUGGAUUGGGGUCUUUCUGAAGAGAUUUCAGAGAUGAUGAUAGACAUGUGUGACGGGAAACAGUCUGGACAGCUCCUCCUGACACGCUUUGGAGGCCCCAAUAUAAUCUGUGCGCGCAGCUGCUCCUAGAGGGAGGGACCAGGCCUCUGUCCGAGGGGCGGGCAAGAACCAACCAAUCCCUCCUUGCUUUGCUUUCCGCUCAGCUUCUCCUGUGUGAAUGAGGGGGGUUAGUGCUGAAGGAAGAAGUUGUUUUAAUUUAUUAAUUGCUUUGAGGACAACUGAAAGAGGGUGUGGUGGGGCCCAUCGACCCCACACGCGGUGGUAACCCUGGUGGUUGCUGCAUCCCUCCCCUCUGCUACUGGCUGGAGGAUCUUUGUGGCCAAGGAGCUGCUACAGCCUGGGGUAGGGCCAUGCCCUCCUCUCCCUCUGGCCCUCUGCCCCAUUCUCUGGGGGUGGGGGAUGGAGUAGGGAUAAACUGGAGGUGACUGAGCCCCUGUCUGGAGAGGGAGGCGAGCCCUGUUGACACAGGUCUUUCCUACAGCCACAAGGUCCAGGCUGGUGGCCCGGGACCAUCAUGCUACCUUAAUAAAGAUUCUGGAAUAA